Molecule: messenger RNA, 2466 nt
Organism: Maudiozyma saulgeensis
Lineage: Eukaryota; Fungi; Ascomycota; Saccharomycetes; Saccharomycetales; Saccharomycetaceae
Source: the annotation of a GenBank genome assembly
AUGACCACAGAGAUGGAGAAUUCUUUUGAUGAGUAUGCAAUGGAUGAUCAUAAAUUCAUUGCUCUAGUGGUAUCAUCCUCUGACGAGGAUGAUAUUGAUGAGACAGAGUCAUAUGGUUCCAGUAUUAUUGCUCACAAAAUUAUCUCAAAUCAAACGACUUCCCAAGUAGGCACAACGGCAGUACGUAUGACAACAUCACACCAUUCAACUGAAACUCCUCAGAGAAAGAUAUCUUCGGUGUCAAAUAUUACAAGGAAAAGUAGUGAAAGAAAAUCAAAUGGAGAACAAAAGAAAAGGUGGUCCCUGAUAUCUAACCAUUCACAUAGUUCUUCUUCUAAGAAGAGAUGGUCCAUGCUGUCUUCAUUUACAAUGGACACCAAUACCAAGGAUAGCAUAACUAGUGGUUCUAAGAGGGUUAUAUCAACAUCAUCAGCUUCGCAAUCAUCUGUAAAUGAACAUCUGGAAAGAGAGAGAGACAGUGGCGCUUCAUCUAAUCAUAAGGAUUCAAGAUCUUCAUCGAUAAAGAGAUCAUCUACUGGUGCAUCUUUGAGACAAUUGUUUAACAAAAUUUCUAUUAGCGAUAAAGAAGUAGGAAUAGAUAAUAAUAAAGAAAAUAUACACAUACUACCGCAUAAUAAAAAUAUGGAUUCCAAUAUUAAGAACCAAAAAACCAUUAUUCCAUCUACACAUAAUCGACCAUCUACAACAUCUUCAACGUCAUCAUCUCAUUUCAGAGUACCAUUGAAACCAUUGAAUGUUCAGACACCAACGCACCAACAACAACAACAACAACAUAAUAUCCAACUUAGAAACCGUCGCUCUAUGCAACCUGUGAGCAACAGACAUUCUUUUCAAUCAGCUUCAAUAUAUUCUCACAACACAAUUAACCCUACUGGUAAUAAUAAUGAUAACAAUAACAUCAAUAAUAAUGAUAACGGCAAUAAUAAUCUUUCCAACUCAACUCCUGGAAAAUGGAAAUUCUGGAAGAAAUCGACAAACGAAAUAUCGAAAUCAAUCUCUACACAUUCUUUGAAUAUUAACAAAGCUACACCUCAUAACCUAAACCAUAACAGAAAUAAUAGCUCUGCAAUUUCAAUAAUUAGCAACUCAUCUACUAUUGGUAAUGGUCAUGGAAAUACCAAUAACUCUAUUCGUAACAGAACUUCAUUCACAGACUUUCACAAGACAUUUUUUUCGAGUGAUUCUGCUACAGUGAAUAACGGCAACAGUAGCAACAUUGGUAGCACUUCAGAACGUAGACAAUCAAUUAACAAUAAGAGAUCAUCUUCAAGUUUGUCUAUUAGUUUAAAACAUAAAACGUCAUAUUCAUCUCUUAAGAAAUUUAAAUCAAGAAGGAAGUCAAAUACUACAAAUGACGAUGGAUCAAGUUUAAUAUCAGUAGGUUCUGGUGGUAACAGUAUGAACAGAACAACUUCCAACAAUGGUAUUUCGUUACCAAUACCAGAUGAAGUAUCUCGUGAAAAAAUUAGAGCUAAGUUAAGGAAUUCUACGUCUCUACUAUCAUUGAAUGCAGCAACACCAGUAAACAGGAAACAGUUCGAUGAAACUAUAUUAAACCAAGUCCUCAAUCUCACUACUAUUAAAUAUGUUUUGACAGAUAUUGACCUGAAACAAGCAGAUAACUCUAAUUUAGAGAUUCUCUCCAGUACAAACUCUCUAAAAUUAACUGCCAAAGUAUGGAGGAUGAUUUCAACAAGAGAUCCCACCGAAACUGUUAUCUGUAAGAAGUUGUCUUUAAACUCCUCAGAAAAGACAAUGUCUCUUAAUGAAUUAAUGAUAUUGAAAUUAACCAAUGGGACACCUGGGUUACCGGUUCUAUUACAAUCCUAUGUUCACAAAUCGUCUAGUCCUACACAAGAAGAGAAGCUGACUUUAUAUUUAUUCUUUAAGGAUCAUGGUACAUCAUUAGAGGCAACUUCCAUUCAUAGUUGGUCACAAUGUCUAAACAUAUUUUGGCAAUGUGUCUCAAUCCUCUAUGUUACAGAGACUAAAUUUAAAUUUGAACAUCGAAACUUGACCUUAGAUCAUAUCUUGAUCGAUAGUAGCGGUAAUGUAACACUUUGUGAUAUGGAAACAUGCCGCGCAGAAUCGGUCAAUUCACCAAACCCCCAAACAUUUUACAAGAGAUUGGAUCAUCCUAUAUUCUACCAAAAUAAAAAAGAAUAUGCUUUCGAUAUGUAUCAGAAUAUGAGACAAUAUUUUAACGGUGAAUCAACAUGGAUUAAUUUUGAACCCAAAACAAAUUUAUUAUGGUUACGUUACUUAGUUAUACUAUUAUUAAAGAACAAUAGCAAUGGGAAAUUCAUGGGACCUGGAAGAGAUCAGUUGAACAAAAUAGCUUCAAUCUUGGAAUAUAGUACUAUGUGCAACUCCAGAAGAAAUCAUCUUUUUAAGCGUAAAGAGAACGAAAUUAAGAGUACAGGUGACUUGUUAAGAUAUAAAUAG